CCACCGCUCUCGGCCUCUCGCACCGGAACAAAACGCGGAGUGGCCGCGCGGGAUCGGACGAGCCACGGUCUACCAGCGCUACGCACCACACCGGCCGCUGCCUGCCAUCCUGGCUUCCCUGCUACUAUUCCCCCGUCUCCGCACUAUCGGAGCACCGAUUCCGUGUGCAAGGCUGACGCCCGACGCCUGUGGCGCCUACUACUUGCUCGCACCGCUGCCGCUUCCCCCAAUCCAAUCCUCCGUAACCGAUUGGCGCGGGAUGGAGGCGCUGAAGAAGCAGGCCAGCAAGCUCCGGGAGCACGUCGCCAAGCAGCAGCAGGCGGUUCUCAAGCAGUUCAGUGCGCGAUAUAAUCAAGAUCCUUCUCUUGUUGAUGAAGCGGAGCUUGAGUGCCACCAAAAUCUCCAGAGGCUUUACAGUACUACAAGAGCAGCUAAGCAUUUCCAGCGAAAUAUUGUACGAGGGGUGGAAGGUUUCAUUGCGAUUAGCACCAAACAGAUGGAGAUAGUGAAAAAACUAGCCGAGGAUUGUUGUAAAUAUGGAAACGACAAUCAACAUUUUGGUUUUGCUCUUGCAAGGGCAUCUGAGGAGUUCGGUAAAUCUCAUAAACAAAUAGAGAAAGAGCGGGAGGAUCUUCUUAAAAGUCUUGGAGAGCAGGUUUUUGAGCCUCUCCGAGAAAUGAUAAUGAGUGCUCCUCUUGAAGAUGCUCGAUUGCUAACUUACCGCUAUCAACGGAUCAGACAGGACAUGGAGUCUCAGAUAGCUGAUGUGAUGAGAAAGCAACUUAAAUCCAAGGAAAGUAGUGGUAACACAGAUAACUCUGUGAAACUGCAACAUGCAGAAUCAAAAUUAUCAGAUCUUCGAACUACACUGGCAGCAUUAGGAAGAGAAGCAACUGCAGCUAUGGAGGCUGUAGAGGCUCAGCAACAGCAAGUUACAUAUGAACGUCUCCUUGCCAUGGUUGAUGCUGAGAGGACAUAUCAUCAAAAUGCAGCUGAUAUUCUGAAUAAACUCCAUGAUGAGAUGCUCUAUGCAAAGCAUCAUAAUGAGUCAGCAAACCAUUAUGAUGAACAGUCAUCGGAGCCUGAAUCAGAUACAGGCCCAGCACAAGUGCACUCACAUAGCACAUCUGAAGAUCCAGUAUUAACUAAACCUAGCGAGUCCACAGGGAAUAGUCAGGAGGUGCAAUUUCUGGGGGAGGUUAUUCAUCCAUUCGAUGCUCAGGCUGAUGGUGAGCUCAGUCUCGCGGUGGGUGAAUAUGUUGUGGUCCGCCAGGUGGCGGCAAACGGUUGGUCUGAAGGUGAAUGCAAGGGAAAGGCUGGCUGGUUCCCAUCUGCCUAUGUAGAGCAGAGGGACAAAGCCCCGGCAAGCAAGGUGAUAGAGCCUGGACUUCUGACUACCUGAUCCAUCCUUCUCGUACUUAUGGUUGCUGACUUGCUGUCAUGGUCCUUUUUCUACAUUAUUGUACAUGACAUGUCCCAUGAGUGAUUAGCGUUUCGUAGAACCUUUACCUUUCUGUGCAGAUUAUUGUUCUUCUAGGCUUUUCGUUGGUUGGUAACUGUAUGUAAAAAUAUAGUUUUGUCUGUUAGGAUUUCCUUUUGGUAUUAUAACAUUGUACAGAGCUAUUGGUGUUGGUGAUGAGAUGCUGUCAACGUGCCCUUUGUAUUCGGACAUCAUGCUUCCUGCCGAAUUUAUGCUAACUAAUGAUUUCAUAA
Sorghum bicolor (sorghum) is the source of this 1713-nucleotide messenger RNA. RefSeq names its product SH3 domain-containing protein 2. The record is from RefSeq and is a predicted model, not a curated record. Gene Ontology annotation, molecular function: protein binding. The coding region runs from base 260 to 1402 and encodes 380 amino acids. Lineage: Eukaryota; Viridiplantae; Streptophyta; Magnoliopsida; Poales; Poaceae. The transcript is spliced from 11 exons.